Molecule: messenger RNA, 408 nt
Organism: Corylus avellana
Lineage: Eukaryota; Viridiplantae; Streptophyta; Magnoliopsida; Fagales; Betulaceae
Product: self-incompatibility protein S1-like
Source: RefSeq, a predicted model, not a curated record
AUGCAGAAUAUCCAAACUAAAAGCUUCAUCAUCCUCCUCUUGGUGCUUCUUGGCCUGUCAAGAGCUGAUUUCUUAGAUAAAGUUCAUGUCAGGGUCAUCAACAAGCUGGGUUCCGGCAGGAUCAUGGGCGUCCAUUGCCGAUCACACGACGACGACCUCGGUUAUCUUGCCGUCCCUGAUGGCCUUGAAAUGGAGUGGAAAUUCUCUGUGAAUUUCUGGGGAACCACAUUGUUUUACUGUGAUGUGCACUGGGGUGGUUCAAGUUGGCACCAUUUUGAUGCCUACUCAUACGAACAGGACUCUAACCGGUGCCAGACUGAAUGCAGUUGGAUGGUAUCAAAGGAUGGCCAAUUAUUUGUUUUUAAUCAGGAGUUCAAAAACUGGGAUUUGAUACCUUUUCAAGAUUAG